AUGGCGAAUAUGACAACUGUCCCAAUAGUUGACAUAACCGGAUACGGCCUUGACGUAGUCAAUGAGGACAAGGUGGACACAGAGACUGUCCGUUACAUGGCAGAUGAUAUAUGCAGGGCAAUGAGAGAUAUCGGUUUCUGUUAUAUCAAAAACCAUGGAAUUCCUCAAUCUAAGAUUGAUCAAAUGAAUACAGUGGCGAUGGAAUUCUUUGACAAACCAGUUGAGUACAAAAAUGCUUAUCAGAGACGACAUAUUACUGGCAUCCAUGGAUGGGCACCUCGAGAUAUGGAAACGUUAAAUCCAGACCGACCCAGUGACUUUAAAGAAGCGUUUAACUUCACACCGAUGGACGCCGAUGGGAGGUUCCCUGACGUCCAAGACUUUGAAGUAACAAUGACAGAUUUUCUUCUUAUUUGUCACAAAAUGACUCUUAGAAUACUAGACCUGAUGUCAAUCGGCCUACAUUUAGAGGACAGACAAUUCCUCCGAAAAUGCCAUAAAGCUAUUGGUCAGAAAAAUAGUACUACAACACUGAGGGUCAAUUUUUACCCAGCAUUACCGUCUGACGAAGAUAUGAAACCGAACCAGGUUCGAUGUGGAGAACACUCGGACUACGGUUCCCUCACACUACUGUUUCAGGACGACGUUGGAGGACUAGAGGUACGUAACGUUGAAGGCGAAUAUAUUCCAGCUCCCCCAAUUCCUGGUACAGUGCUUAUCAACCUCGGAGAUAUGAUGCAGAGAUGGACCGCUGAUGAACUCCUUGCCACAAAGCACAGAGUGUUGAUCCCCGAUGAUGAGAUGACAAGGAGAAAGAGUCGUCAGUCUAUCGCCUUCUUCGCAGUACCUGAUAAUGAUGUGAUGAUAGAAUGUCUGGACAAAUCCGAUAAAUACGAACCCAUCUCGAGUCUGCAGUUCAUACAAGAGAGAAUAGCACCAACAUAUUGA
This is a messenger RNA of Ylistrum balloti, 948 nucleotides long. RefSeq lists its product as uncharacterized. The transcript has 8 exons. Gene Ontology annotation, molecular function: dioxygenase activity. The record is from RefSeq and is a predicted model, not a curated record. Lineage: Eukaryota; Metazoa; Mollusca; Bivalvia; Pectinida; Pectinidae. Bases 1 to 948 code for a protein of 315 amino acids.